Molecule: messenger RNA, 306 nt
Organism: Ostertagia ostertagi
Lineage: Eukaryota; Metazoa; Nematoda; Chromadorea; Rhabditida; Trichostrongylidae
Source: the annotation of a GenBank genome assembly
AUGAUCAUCAUCAUCGCUGCUCUCAUUCUUACUACACUAGCGGCACCAUCAUCCGAGGUGACGUCAAAGAGCAAAUGCGAAUAUUUUCUGCAAAAGAUUCCCGGGAUGAAUCCCCUAGUGCUCACCGAUUCGAAUGGCAAGAAAUGUCGAGGUGUGGUGGAGAUUCCCGUCUGUCGUGGAUACUGCAAGACGUCUGAGAGUGGCACCUAUAUGAUUUCCUCAUACGGGUAUCGCCAUCCGCUGUCUUUGUUGUCUACGAGGUAUCGAGGUUGGCGCUGCAACUUCCUCAUGAUGUCACAAAAUUGA